This is a messenger RNA of Leptosia nina, 3042 nucleotides long. NCBI's taxonomy places the organism in Eukaryota, Metazoa, Arthropoda, Insecta, Lepidoptera, Pieridae. The record is from the annotation of a GenBank genome assembly.
AUGUAUAUCGGAUAUAAAUGUCGUCUAUAUUUGUCCACAGACUGGCUCACAGUGACGUGGGCUCAGAGCGGGAUGCAGCUUCAACCAGAUGCUGAGGAUGGAGACGACUCGCUUAGAGGACGGUACGGUAGAGCGGGUAGCCUGGCAGCGACCCCUGGUGAAAAGCUGAUGGAGCUACUUCGACCGAACACCGGUACCCCCCGGAGACACUCAACCGCGGCGUGUGCCCCUCCCCAACCGAGACCAUCUGGCUUUGUCUAUUGUCCCUCGGAUGCGUUGCCCUAUUGCCCGCCUUCGAGGCUUGCGCCACCCCGUCCGGUGAAGAUACCGCCACCGCCACAAGUCCAGCCCGUGCAACCACAGCCUCCACCGGUGCCACAGAGAACAGCUCCCGUCGCUUCAUUACCAGUUCCUCCUGCACCACCUCGCAGGUCCUCUCCCCAACCACCCAGAAGAGUACCUCCCCCUACACCUCCCAGACCGAUACCUACAGACCCCAAUGGUAACAGAAGACAGCCAAAUGUACCACGCCUGGAUUGCAAUCGUAACCCACAAACACAACAGACACAACCUCCAACGCAAUCACAAAUCCAAUUACAACAGCAAAUACCACAUAAUCCAGAACAACAUAACCACAUAACAACAACGCGAGUUCUGCCAGAAAUACAGCCUCAGAUCCAACCCCCAAUACCAAGAAGACCACCACAGAAAAUGCCGGAUAAUCCCCUCCCUCAGCAGCAGAUAAAACGAUCCCCAAGCUCAGGAUCUAACAUCAGCGUCCGUCAGGAUUCCAAUGUGUCUUCAGACUCUUUUAGUCAAACUUCGUCACCUUCUUACACGACAAAAACAAUGGAGACCCCACUCUUGCCUCAGCAGCAUCUGAAUAAGAGUCUCAACGCGAAAAUAGCGCGCGGACUCUUGCUGAAGGAGCAACAGGAGAAAGAGAAUGCUAAUUCUUCGAUCACGAAGAGUAUGUCGACUCCCGCCUCGCUCCAGACAAUAGUCCGGUUUCAGAAUGGGAGCAACAUGUCACUGCAUCAUCGGAUGUUAAGAGACAUGCGGGGCGGUGCAUCAGAUGGAUCAGCUCACAAAUUCCGUUUGAUGCAACUGGCUUUGAAUGCGGUGGCACUCUUGGCUAUCACUGGCGCCCUCUUUGCGUACUUCAGAGCUAAUCCGGCUGUACAAUAUGUAUCGCAAGUAGUCAACCGGUCCACGGUGGUGACCUGGCCCGCACCCACAGAGCCUCCUGGAGCGAGAAACCCAGCGCCAGGUGUCUGUUUGCCUGUAAUCGUGAGCUUUUGCCACCAGCACAGGAUAUCAUACAACUUUACCGUGUUCCCGAAUUACAUCGGACAUUUUGGUCAGAGGGACGCUCAACAGGUAAGAACAAUACUUAGCAAAGUUGAGUUUUUUAUUAUUAAUAUGUUCCCAGCCGCUGUAGUUUCUGAGAAUACGGCUAAUUACGAUAAUGAAGCGCUUUCAAGGAGAUAGACCAUGCGUCGUUGCGGUUUCUUCUUGGAAGUUUUUGGUCUGUCAAUGCCAGAUUAUCUUCAAUGCGAAAUCUUUCCCGAGUCCACCGAUACAGACGUUUGUCUAGGAAACAAGGAGGUCAAAGAGGCAAAGAUGAGGGCUGAGAAACCAGGACAUUUAUGCCAAUCCGGUUUUCAAUGCGACACGAACCGGUGCAUCCCUCACGACUGGCGCUGUGAUGGCCACGUCGACUGCGCGGAUCGUUCAGACGAGCUUAACUGCCGCGUCUGCAAACGAACAGGCGAUGUCCACUGUGGAAACCAGCGCUGUAUCUCACAAACGCACCUUUGCGAUGGAAAAGUGGACUGUCCGUGGGGCCAAGACGAACGGAAUUGCUUGCGUCUGAGUGAGUCAAACGGCGACGUGGGUACAGGCGAAGUGCAAGUAUACCGGGCUGCCAACCAAUCUUGGUUUCCAGCUUGUCUGGCCGCUGCACCUUUAGAUCACGAUACAGCUGCUGAAAUUUGCUCCAUGCUGGGUUAUACGGUUGUCAACAAGAGCAAAAUAGUUGGUGGAGCACCCAGGGCUGGGAGAACUCACGCUCUCACAUCCAGCGCUCUCUUCGGUGGCCAAGGCUCCUUAUUCCACGGCGUAGCGCAAUCCUAUCGCGCCUUUCAGAGAAGCGAGGGUGGCCUGCUGCGCGAGCUGAAGGACUGCAGACACGAUUCCAAAAGAAUACAUCUCAUUUGUAAUAAUUAUGAAUGCGGUAAACGACGUACUAUAGCCCCAGCAACAAAACGAAUAGUGGGAGGUGUCGAAGCCUCCCCUGGAGACUGGCCUUUCCUAGCCGCCAUCUUGGGAGGUCCUGAAGAGGUUUUUUACUGCGCAGGAGUUCUUGUUGCAGAUCAGUGGGUGCUAACAGCUUCGCAUUGUGUGGGAAACCACUCAGAUGUGGAAGGCUGGACGAUACAGCUCGGCAUCACCAGACGAAGAAGCCACGCAUAUUAUGGACAAAAGGUGAAAGUGCGUCGCGUAGUACCGCAUCCUCUGUACAACGUUGGGGUCGCUCACGACAAUGAUAUCGCCCUGUUUCAGCUGGCCGUGCGAGUUCGCUACCACGAGCACUUGUCACCCGUGUGUCUUCCACCAGCUCGAAGAGUGCUGAUGCCGGGUACUCUAUGCACAGUCAUCGGUUGGGGCAAACGGACGGACAAAGACAUGUCUGAAUACGAGCCAGCUGUAAACGAAGUGGAAGUGCCAGUUCUGAAUCGUGAUCUUUGCAACCAGUGGCUGGAGCAUCGCGAUCUGAACGUGACUGAGGGUAUGAUCUGCGCCGGGUAUCCUGAGGGGGGGAAAGAUGCUUGCCAGGGUGAUUCCGGUGGACCGCUACUCUGCAAAGACCCAGAUGACGAGUCAAGAUGGUACGUUGGUGGAAUCGUGUCUUGGGGUAUCAAGUGCGCUCAUCCCCGUUUACCCGGGGUCUACGCGUAUGUCCCCAAGUACAUACCUUGGAUUCACAAGCAGAUCAACAUGUACAACGACGAUCGGGCCCCGUCCGAACCGGAUAUGUGA